This is a messenger RNA of Pyricularia grisea, 2294 nucleotides long. RefSeq lists its product as uncharacterized. The transcript is spliced from 2 exons. NCBI's taxonomy places the organism in Eukaryota, Fungi, Ascomycota, Sordariomycetes, Magnaporthales, Pyriculariaceae. Bases 1 to 1824 code for a protein of 607 amino acids. The record is from RefSeq and is a predicted model, not a curated record.
AUGUUACUAUCCAGGUACCUAAAUCUAGGAAUCAUUUUCCUCAUCACUCCGAAUGUCUUCGCCAUCAGUCAUACACAUCCUCUCGAGACGAGUCGUCGCCCAGACCAGCAACAAAUUUCUACGCCGGCUCUCCAAAAGAGAGAUGUUGACAUACUGCCCUGGAAGCGGCAGGUGCCCGGGGAAGUCCCGGAGGAAGGAUCUGAGGCUAUGUCAGCAGAUGUUGACGGGUCCAUGCCUCAAGGGAAGAGUAGCACCUGGUUGGGCGACUGGUGGGAUGGUUUGAAGCUAAAUCCGUUUGCAAAUGAUGCGACAGACGAACAACCAGAGGAGGGCGGUGGCUUUUUUGGUGGCUUGUUUGGAAGCAGCAACAAGGAGGCAAAACCACCAAAGGAUAAGGAACCAAAACAGCCAAGCAAGGGUAUCUUCGGUGGUCUUUUCAGCGGGGGUGACAAGUCUGAACAGGAGCCACAGUCAUCGGGCAAAAGUUGGUUCAAGAACCCUUUCGGUGGUGGUAGCGACGCUGACCAGGAACCAAAGUCUUCCGGUGGAAGCUGGUUUAGGAAUCCUUUCAGUUCCAGCAACAGUGAUGGGGCAUCAGAGAAUGCUGGCUCUCCUGUAGCAGAGCCCGCGCAGGAUCCAGGCCGAGGUUUUGACGGACCUGUCGGCGUAGGCACUCAACCCAUCCAGACAUCAAUGAGUCCUACUGUAAAAUCCGCAGCCCCGGGUAUAGACCCAGCUUCAACGCUACUAAAUAGGCAAAGCAGGAGACGUCUCAGAAACUACGACACGAAAGAACAGAAACGGAUAGACACUCUGAACCUAACAAAACAGCCCAUACCCCCAAAUGAUCCGUCGUUGCUAGGUAUAACAAAUCCGGUGGAGCGUCUGAGGGCAUACGACGCAAGAAGAGACAGGCAACGGCAAGAGCAGAUACGCAGCGACCAAGCAAUUAAAAAUGGGUUGCUGGGUCAGAAGGGACCACUGUCGGCGGAAGAGAAGAAACUUCUGGAUAACUACGACCAAAUUGAGAUGAAGAACAACGCAAAGUCGCGGAUUCUGGGAAUUACUGAUCCAAGGAAACGAUUGGUGCAAUACAAACUAAGAGACAAAAACAAAAAGCCGCUAACACCGAUGGAACAGCAGCGACUCGAAGAAUUUGACCGUAUUGAGAAGCAAAACCCAAGCUCGCGAAUACUCAAGACGGCAGACCCGGCGGCCAGAUUGAAGAAAUACAACGAUAGAGAGGCUCAAAGACAAAAGAAUGCCGCAGCCAAGAACAAAAGUCAGCCUCCAAGGGGACAGCGUGGCAAGGUGGCUGUAAACUCGCCAUUGGCACCGCAACAAUCUACACCUAAUCAGCCGCCCAAGAAGCAGCAAGUUGCCAAACCGAUACAGGAAAACAAACAAAUUGCAAGUCCAGCUGUCAAACAACCAUCAAGGAGGGUUAGAAAAGCUCAAAGGAAAGAAGCGGCCGCCACAGCUACUGCAACUGCGGCAGCGCAGAUGGCAAAGGCAGCUCCGGCCGGGACAACAACCAGUAAACAGGCAACCUCUGCGCCGGGAAAUAAGGCUCCGCAAGGGCCAAACAGAAGGGAAAGGAAAGCACAGAUGAAGGUAUAUGUGGCUGAUGCCGCCAGGAAAGAAAAGGCCGCUAGAGCUGCCGAAGCCCAGAAAAGACUCCAAGAAAAGAAGUCAGCUACUUCGGUUGGAGUCGCAGCUGUUAAGACACAGUCAACUGGCAAGCCGGAGCCGAUGAGUGAAAAGGAGAAAGCUAAAGCCAAUGAAAAUAUGGCAGCAUUCGCCAAUUUGCCCGGACUAGUCUAGGGUUUAGUCAAUCAUGAAAUGCAUAUAAAUGUAAACCAUAGAGCUGACAGUAAUUUUAAAGAUGUAAAACACCACAAGAGCCGUCAUACAGGCCAAGGCGGUACCGUCGAGGAGUCCGUGUGUGAAGAUGCUACCAACCAACCAAGUUGAAGAAAAAAAGAAAUAAUAUAACAAGAGUUAAAGCCACGGCUAAAACUAAUUUUCACUGCCUGCAAUGGGAAUUGAAGUGGGCUAAUAGACGCAAGGAGACCUCCGGGAGGAGAUACCUUUUGAGCCAAACCCAAUCACUUAGGCUCGAGGAACCCAUAAAUGUACAAGCACGUUUGAAAAGUGAUGUUAGAAGGAAUAAUGAAUAAAUGAAUAAUGAUUGUUUGAUCUGAGCCACAUCCAUCUCUCUGGUAUUCAGUGCUGCAAAGGGGUCGGGGUUUUCUGGCGUGUUUUCUGAGAGUAGAGUAGAAGCAACAGCCAAG